This is a messenger RNA of Sparassis crispa, 1152 nucleotides long. Its product is annotated as 3-isopropylmalate dehydrogenase. Gene Ontology annotation, biological process: L-leucine biosynthetic process. The transcript has 5 exons. Gene Ontology annotation, molecular function: 3-isopropylmalate dehydrogenase activity; magnesium ion binding; NAD binding. Gene Ontology annotation, cellular component: cytosol. The record is from RefSeq and is a predicted model, not a curated record. NCBI's taxonomy places the organism in Eukaryota, Fungi, Basidiomycota, Agaricomycetes, Polyporales, Sparassidaceae. The coding region runs from base 1 to 1152 and encodes 383 amino acids.
AUGGCCAAGAAGACCUUCCGAAUCGUCGUUCUGCCAGGGGACGGUAUUGGCCCCGAGGUCAUUGCAGAGGCUAUUAAAGUGCUCGAGGUCGUCUCAGCGACCUCACCUGACGUUGAGCUCAAGCUUGAGUCACAUCUCUUUGGAGGAUGUGCUAUCGAUGCCACAGGACAGCCCCUCCCUGAGUCCACCUUGAAGGCAUGCCAGGAGGCAGAUGCCGUUCUCAUGGGCUCUAUCGGUGGUCCCAAGUGGGGUGUUAACAGCAAAGUGCGUCCUGAGCAGGGCUUGCUCGGGAUACGUAAAGCCCUCGGACUAUACGCGAACAUUCGCCCGGCCAACUUCGCGUCCGACGCACUCCUCGCUAACUCCCCGCUGAAGCCCUCCGUCGCCCAAGGUGUAGACAUAAUCGUCGUCCGUGAGCUUAUUGGCGGCGCGUACUUCGGUCCGCGAAAGGAGUUCGGCACAGGCCCACAGGAGGACACGGCGUACGACACGAUGAUCUACAGCGUGGACGAGGUGAAGCGCAUCACGCGUGUCGCGGCGCAGAUCGCGCUGGCUGCGAACCCACCCCUCACGAUUCAUUCAAUCGACAAGGCCAAUGUUCUUGCGAGCUCGCGUUUGUGGCGCAAGGUCGUCGUGGAGACGCUGCAAGAGGAGUAUCCUCAGCUGAAGUUCGACCACCACCUGGUAGACUCGGCAUCUAUGAUCAUCGUCGCAAAUCCGAGGAAGCUCAAUGGCAUUAUCCUUACCGAGAAUCUGUUCGGAGACAUCCUUUCGGACGAGUCGAGUGUGAUCCCGGGAUCGCUGGGCCUGCUACCCUCGGCUUCACUUGCCGGUGCUCCCUCAGUUGCGGAUGCAACUGCACCCGACUUCAAGUCGACUCCAGGCAUUUACGAGCCCAUCCACGGGUCCGCGCCCGACAUUGCCGGACAGGGCAUCGCGAACCCGAUCGGUACUAUCCUUAGUGUCGCUAUGCUCCUCCGCUACUCUCUUGGGCUGGAGAAGCCAGCCGCAGCAAUUGAGUUGGCUGUGCGCAAGGUGCUCGAUGAGAAGAGCCAGGGUGGGGAGGAGCUCAGAACCGCUGACUUGGGCGGGAGUGUGAAGACGACAGAGAUAGGCGACAAGAUCGUGGAGUUGUUGAAGAGAUUGCUGUAA